Messenger RNA from Cyphellophora attinorum, 882 nucleotides. RefSeq lists its product as uncharacterized. The transcript is spliced from 2 exons. NCBI's taxonomy places the organism in Eukaryota, Fungi, Ascomycota, Eurotiomycetes, Chaetothyriales, Cyphellophoraceae. The coding region runs from base 1 to 882 and encodes 293 amino acids. The record is from RefSeq and is a predicted model, not a curated record.
AUGGAUUCUCUUCAAUUUCUUCGACGCUUCCUAGCAUCAUAUUGGGUGUCACCCAAAGUCCCGGAAUGCACGUUUAGUCGUUUCUUCGACCUCCCAGCGGAGAUACGCUAUAUGAUCUACCAGAAGUUGUGGUUCUCAAAAACCCUGAAAUACGACAGCAGCCUGUGGAUCCUGCGACAAGAUGGGACGAACAACUACUCUCGCGAUGUUGAAACUCUUGUCGUUUGCAAACAGUGGUACAUGGAAGCACUCCCUGUUCUGCUGCACACAACUAUUGUGCGGCCAACAGACGCCGUCGUCAAGUACUACGGGGAACGAUCCAAGAGCGCAGUGCCUCUGGGCAUUCCCAAAGUCAUUCAUAUGCUGCCCGCUGUCAAGCAUGCAGCUCUAAGCGUGGGCGAGCUUACGAUUGGCAAUGUUGAAUUGAUGCUGGACGCUAUGCAAGCGCUGCGCACGUUGGACCUCACAUAUUCCCGUCGCAAAGAUUGGCUCACGCACCAUGGCUUGAAUAUCUGCUGGGUCCACAUGAACAGUGCCAGAAGUUCGACCGGACUACCAGACCUUAUGGGCAUCAACCACAUACGAACGCACGCCGAUGAUCUCGUCCUUCAGAAGAAAGGAAACUAUCACAGCAGUCGACUAUCCGCUAUUGUGAAGGCUUGGUUACGCCGCAGAAAACCGUUCUCACUCAACCUGCUCUGCUGUAUUACGUGCUACUUUGCUGGCACUCCAUGGGCUGCAGUCCAGCAAGCGGCAGGGCCGCUCGUGCGUCGCUACGCAUACUGGAAAACUCGUACCAAUUACAAUAGCAAGGAGAUGGACUUCUUGGACGACAACGGCAAUAUCAAGAUGAAGAUUCCGCUGUAUGGGCUACCUGUCUGA